AUGUCGCUGCUGCAGUCCGCGCUCGACUUCCUGGCCGGGCCCGGCUCGCUGGGCGCCGCGAGCCGCGACCAGAACGACUUCGUGGGGCAGACGGUGGAGAUGGGCGACAUGAAGCUGCGCGUCAAGCGCGUCAUCGCCGAGGGUGGCUUUGCCUUUGUCUAUGAAGCCCAAGAUCUUGGAAGUGGCAAAGAUUAUGCUUUAAAGCGAUUGUUGUCUAAUGAAGAGGAAAAGAACAAAGCCAUCAUUCAGGAAGUUUGCUUUAUGAAAAAGCUUUCAGGUCAUCCCAACAUUGUACAGUUCUGCUCUGCUGCAUCGAUAGGAAAAGAAGAAUCAGACACAGGACAGGGAGAGUUUCUUCUGCUUACUGAGCUGUGUAAAGGACAGCUGGUGGAAUUCUUAAAGAGAGUAGAGUCCAGGGGGCCUAUCUCCUGUGAUACAGUGCUGAAGAUCUUUUAUCAGACCUGCAGAGCAGUGCAGCAUAUGCACAAACAGAAGCCUCCAAUUAUGCACAGAGAUUUAAAGGUGGAAAACUUGCUUAUUAGUAAUCAAGGGACAAUUAAACUUUGCGACUUUGGUAGUGCUACAACUGUAGCUUACUAUCCUGACUACAACUGGUCUGCACAGAAGAGAGCGUUGGCUGAAGAAGAGAUUACAAGGAAUACCACACCAAUGUAUAGAGCACCAGAGAUGAUAGACUUGUAUUCGAAUUUUCCAAUUGGUGAAAAACAAGAUAUUUGGGCGCUGGGCUGUAUCCUGUACUUACUGUGCUUCAGGCAACAUCCAUUUGAAGAUGGAGCUAAACUUCGCAUAGUCAAUGGGAAAUACGUCAUUCCACAGAAUGACACCCGCUAUUCGGUGUUUCAUGAUCUCAUUCAUUGUACUUUGAAGGUGAACCCAGAGGAGAGGUUGUCAAUCACAGAACUUGUGAAUCAAUUGCAGGAAAUUGCAGCAGCUAGGAAUGUUAAUCCUAAAUCUCCUAUCACUGAGCUCCUGGAACAGAAUGGAGGCUACGGAAACAACGCACAGCCUCGAAUGUCCGUGACAGCAGUUUCACAGAGCUCCAAGCCCGCAGGACAGCUCAACAACAUGUACAAUGCAGGCCUGACUGUUGCCGAAUGUGACCAGACUUAUGGAGGAUUCUUUGAUAUUCUGAGGGGUGGAACAGAGCGAUUUUUCACUAAUAUUAAGGAUACAUCUUCUAAAGUUAUCCAGUCUGUGGCCAAUUAUGCAAAAGGAGACUUGGAUAUAUCAUACAUCACUUCCAGAAUUGCUGUGAUGUCCUUUCCAGCCGAAGGUGUAGAAUCUGCCAUCAAAAAUAACAUAGAAGAUGUGCGGUUAUGUUUAGACUCUAAACACCCUGGGCACUAUGCUGUGUACAAUCUUUCUCCAAGAACAUACAGGCCUUCAAGAUUCCAUAAUAGGGUUUCAGAGUGUGGCUGGCCAGCAAGACGAGCACCCAACCUUCAGAAUCUUUAUAGCAUCUGCAAGAACAUGCAUUCAUGGUUGAAACAAGAUCAGAAAAACGUUUGCAUUGUGCACUGCCUUGAUGGAAGAGCAGCAUCUGCUGUUGUAGUUUGUUCUUUUCUAUGUUUCUGUCGUCUCUUCACAACUGCUGAGGCUGCAGUUUAUAUGUUCAGUAUGAAACGCUGUCCUCCUGGCAUCUGGCCUUCUCAUAAAAGGUACAUUGAAUAUAUGUGCGACAUGAUGGCUGAAGAGCCCAUUAUUCCUCACAGCAAACCCAUCUUGGUCAAAUCAAUCACCAUGACUCCAGUUCCACUCUUCAGUAAGCAGCGCAAUGGCUGCAGGCCUUUCUGUGAGGUUUAUGUGGGGGACGAGAGAGUGACCACUACCUCCCAGGAAUAUGACAAAAUGAAGGAGUUCAAAAUUGAAGAUGGCAAAGCAAUAAUUCCACUAGGUAUAACAGUCCAAGGGGAUGUUCUCAUUGUGAUAUAUCAUGCCAGGUCAACACUAGGAGGCAGACUGCAGGCCAAGAUGACUUCUAUGAAGAUGUUCCAGAUUCAGUUCCACACAGGUUUUGUGCCCCGAAAUGCCACCACAGUGAAGUUUGCUAAAUAUGAUCUGGAUGCUUGUGACAUUCAAGAAAAAUAUCCUGAUUUAUUUCAAGUCAAUCUGGAAGUCGAGGUGGAGCCCAGAGAUAGACCCAGCUGUGAACAGCCACCAUGGGAUAACAUGAACAUAAAGGGGCUGAAUCCCAAGAUCCUUUUCUCCACUCGGGAGGAGCAACAAGAAAUUUUAUCAAAAUUUGGGAAACCAGAACUACCUAGACAGCCAGGUUCAACUGCACAGUAUGAAGCAGAAGCAUCCCAACUGGAGCAGUCUUCAGAAAGCAUACCCACCGAGACAGAAUCUCCACACAGCAGCAGUACCGAUGCAAAUAACUUUUUCCAUUCCCUGGACUGGAAAGAUGGGAAAAGUUCAGAAAGCGGAGUAGAGGACAACUCGUCCAGAAACGAUCAUGUUCAUCUAACUGAUGACAGGGAGGAGAGCGAUCCUUCUGAUGAGGAAUUCCCUACGUUUUCAGGAGAAGAAAAGGCAGUCACUGAUGAAAAAGACUCUACUACUCCAGAGGGAGAGUUGCUUUUUGAAGCCAAUUUUGAAACACCAUCUACCCAGUUACAAAAACCUUUUUCUGAAGAGAAUGUAGAUUUACUGGGACUAGACUCUGAUGUAUCACCAGAACAGAAACAACCUGUCCCAGAAACAAACUCCUCACCAAGCAAUGCAGACUUGUUAAACAACCUUUUUGUGGGUAGCACAUCACAGAUUUCUGAAGAGUCCACUGGAGAUCUCCUUGGAGAAGGAACAGAUUUCUUCUUCAGCAGUCAGUCUCAGCAUCCAGUUACUGCACAGACUAUGUCAUCAGCAGCAGCCGUGUCUUCUGUUGAUCCUUUUGAUCCAUUCACAAUGUCAUCAAGUCCUGAGAAUCCAACCCUGUCUGGUCCAGACCUCUUUGGAGAUUUCCUUAAUUCAAAUUCAACAUCUACAUCAAAUACGUUUACUUCCAUGCCACUUCCACCUUCUUCCAGCUCAGACUUCUUAAACUUGGGGAAUUUGACAGCAGAGCCACCUAAAAUUUCGUCAUCUUCAAGCCAACCUGAUCUCUUAGGUGGAUGGGAUUCUUGGGCAGAUUCUUCCACAACCAGCAAGGUGGCAUCACCACAGAUGAAGAAGUCUCUGUUUGAAGUUCAGGCUUUUACCACAGGGAGCCAGUCCAGUGUGUCUUCGGGUCCAUCCUUCAGCCAAGCUAAAUCUCAGAACUUUGACCCUUUUGCUGAUCUUGCCAACCUUGGAUCUGGUCUUCCAGGUCCCUCCGGUGGGGGAUUCCCAGCCAGUGGGUUUGGCCAGAAGCCUGCUCCAUCUCAGAAGCCUGGAAAUCAGUGGCAGAAAAACACGAAACCACCAAGCACUUCAUGGCAGUCACAGCCUAAACCCAGCACACCGGCUAAACCCAAUUAUACAGGAAACUUCAGUGUCAUUGGGGGAAGAGAAGAAAGAGGAGUCAGAACACCAGGGUUUGGUCAAAAGCCAAAGGUUUCAGAAAAUGACUUUGAGGACCUCUUGUCUAAACAAGGAUUUUCAGCUAAAUCUGAUAAGAAGGGACCAAAGACUAUUGCUGAGAUGCGAAAACAGGAAAUGUCAAAAGAUAUGGAUCCUUUGAAACUGAAGAUUCUUGAAUGGAUUGAGGGAAAGGAGAGAAACAUUAGAGCAUUAAUAUCCACUCUUCAUACUGUGCUUUGGGAAGGGGAGAACAAGUGGAAACCAGUUAGUAUGGCAGAUCUGGUAACUCCUGAACAAGUAAAGAAGUACUACAGGAAAGCAGUACUUGUAGUUCACCCAGACAAGGCCACAGGACAGCCUUAUGAGCAGUAUGCCAAAAUGAUCUUCAUGGAAUUGAGUGAUGCAUGGUCAGAGUUUGAAAACCAGGGUUCAAAGGCCCUUUUCUAAAACUUCACCUUUAUGGAAUCGUUUCCAAUAACAUGAAGCUGAGCCAUGGGGCUGAGCACUGUUGUGACCUUAAUGCGCCUACAGUUUAGGAAAUACUUUUCCAUGAUUUCAGAACAGUUUGAAGUCAUACAUUUAAAAUGUGAUGUGUUUUGUAAGAUGCACUAUAAAGCAUUACAUAGAGGCAUUAAG
This is a messenger RNA of Tinamus guttatus (white-throated tinamou), 4155 nucleotides long. The record is from RefSeq and is a predicted model, not a curated record. NCBI's taxonomy places the organism in Eukaryota, Metazoa, Chordata, Aves, Tinamiformes, Tinamidae.